UUUACUAAGCAUUUGGUAGUUUUCAUUUUUAAAUGAAUUUUGAGUUAGCAAACAAGUAAUGAAUGGAUGAAACACUGCAAAUUAAAAUUAGAGAAUUCAUCGGUUGUGUCCUGUGGUUUUGCUCUGUUUGCAUUUUUUUUGUGGUAAACAUGAAAAAUAAUAAAAGUUUUCUUAAGAAAAUAAUGUAUAGAAUAUUUAAUUAUUCCAAUUACUUAAUGGGAUUUAGAUUCCUGCUCUACAGUUCCCUUGUGUGAUACCUUAUUUUGCAGGCAGGCAUUUUUUGGAUGUUUUUGCAAAGGUCAGGCUUGUGUAAAGGUAACUCCAUACACUGUGUGUGUGUGUGUGAACUGUUUUAACAGGUUUCUGGUACCAGAAAUUUUGGGGAACCUCUUUGAAGAAAACUCCUGUCGCGAUGGCAUCAUCCUGUCUACAGAUCUGUGCAUUGCUGCUGGCAUUGGCAGGGUUCACCACACUGCUUGUCACUACCAUGUCCAGCAGAUGGAAAGUUCUGGACACCACGGCAGAGCUGGUUACUGCAGACUGGGUGUCUGAAGGCCUUUGGAUGGACUGUGCAGCAACUGCUGUUGGAUCAGUACAGUGCAAGAAAUUUCUCUACAUGCUGAGUUCAGACCCUCACAUUCAGGCAUGCCGUGCCCUGAUGAUUGCUUCCAUCCUUCUGGGAUUCUUAGCUGCAGUAGUCUCACUGCUGGGUAUGAAGUGCACAAACAUUGGGUUGAGUGAUGAAGAUGGAAAAAUGAAGUUUACUGUCACAGGAGGAUUUCUUUUUAUUUUAGCAGGUCUCUGCUCCAUGGUGGCUAUUUCUUGGUAUGCUGCAAUGAUUACUGCUCAGUUUUUUAACCAACUCUACGCUGGAACCAAGUAUGAACUAGGAGAAGGUCUGUACUUGGGCUGGACUGGAUCUGUCCUUUACAUACUUGGUGGAAUCUUACUGACCUGUUCAUGCAGAGGGACGGAAAAACAGAAUUACAGCCCCAACAAAUAUGCAUACACAGCAGCCCAGGCAGCUUCUCAGCCACACAUGUACCCCAGGAACUCCGAGACAGUCAUAAGCAACAAGGAGUACGUCUGAGCAUCAGUCUGCAUCGCCUGUAGCUAGUGGGUUAUGAACUCAACAAAGAAGUGAGCUACUUCUUUGUUCUAGUUCCAAGUUGCAAUCCUAUGCCUUAAUUUGGAGGUACCAGGAGGAGGUAUGGCUUUCAAUGUAAAUAGGAGUGGUUUUCAGAUGUAAAUAGCUUUCUACAGAAGAUGCUUUGACGUGAAAUCCCGAGGCAUGAAGGUUUUCUGCAUGCUGAGAAGCCUGGUAAAAUUUAACCAGAGCACAGUAUAUGCUGACACUCGAGAGCAAUGUUUUCUGUUUCAGCUGACUCAAACAUGUGGAACUGAUAACUGUAUCUGACUGCAAGUUCAUAUGCCUCACAGUUACAAAUGUGUUGUGUUUUCAUUAAUGUUUAGCUUCCUUCUUUUGUUUAGCAGCUUAAGCUUUUGACAAGAAAUAAAUUUUGUUCUACAGACUGAAACAGAUUUUUUGAUAAGUGGAGUCCUCUAAUAAGGAUCUGGUGUUAUACUGAAAUUUGUAUUAUACAUGAUAGUCAAGACUUAUAAAAGCUACAGAAAUUUUUCUAGCACCUUCAAAUCUGAAGAUGUGCGACAAAUUUCCUGCUGGCUGUAAUGCAGAUACAGGAGAUAAAUGAUGUGGAAUGAACAGACACAGCUGGGAGUGGAGAAAGCAUCUGGUACAAAAAUGCCUUGUGUUAACUAAGAAAAUGAUAGCCUGGAUUUUUUAUUUUUAUUUCUAUGGUUUCAGCUUUUUAAAAUAACACUACUUUAACUUUGAGAAGUCUUUAACUUCGGGAACCUUUACUGCAUCUGAAUUGUCCAAUUCAUGUCAUUCCCCAGUGGUUUUAUUUUCUGUCAUUGUUCCAGCUUUAGAAUUUCUGCCUCAAACUACUCCACUGCUGGGAGCAUAUGUUUACCUUGUGUGAGCACUUAGGCAGAUGGCAGUGAGCUAACUAUACUUCAUAUAUAUGCUUUCAGCAAGGUGGAAUGGAAUUUCAUCCUGCAGGUUCUCAGGUUCCACAACUUGUCCCUUUUAAAUUACAAAUGUAUUCAUACAGUUUGACAAAACUCUGUUUUGAAUGGCUAAUGAUAGACACGUAGCAGUCUGCUCUGGAAGUUUCAUGCAGAUUCCUUGGUGGCCCAAAAGAUAAUUUCAGAGGGCAAUCUGCAAGCAAUCUCAGCAGAAAUGCUUUAGCCGUGUUGCCUGCAUGCAGGAACAGCUGACUUGUAAACUGAGACAUUAAGGAAUGAACUGGGCACUGCUGGACUUAGUAAGUAAAGUUAAAAUGGGCAAUGAUUACUUCUGGAUUGCCAGUGUCAUCUUCUUCCUUCCACUAUCAUCUGCAGUUUUUUAAAUCAUUCCUUUGGUGUUUUAGAGAAUAAUUUCAAAAGCUGAAAAGCCACUUAGCCUACAUGGUGGGAGCUGAACUCCUAACCCUCAUCUGUAUAGUCUGUCUUCUGGAUUUUUGGGUAAUUUGUGAGGGUACUUUCGUCUAGUUGGACAUAAGGAAAAUUGCAGAGACAAAGCAUCAACCACUGUCUGCUUCCCACCAAAGGCUGUGUCAGCUCAUUAACAUGAGUUAUGAUCCAGUAGGUGAGGAAGAAAUUCAGAACGUCCUUGGUCUGGAUCAUGUCUUCUAACGGCAUCACUGGGAAGUUUAACUAAACAACAGGAAAAAAAUCCCUGUGUGGUAACUCCUUC
This is a messenger RNA of Prinia subflava (tawny-flanked prinia), 2779 nucleotides long. Its product is annotated as claudin-19-like. Gene Ontology annotation, cellular component: bicellular tight junction; plasma membrane. NCBI's taxonomy places the organism in Eukaryota, Metazoa, Chordata, Aves, Passeriformes, Cisticolidae. The transcript has 5 exons. Gene Ontology annotation, biological process: cell adhesion; bicellular tight junction assembly. Gene Ontology annotation, molecular function: structural molecule activity. The record is from RefSeq and is a predicted model, not a curated record. The coding region runs from base 413 to 1090 and encodes 225 amino acids.